CCAAACGUCAGUGAAGAACCGCACAGCUUCUGCUCGGUCUCCAACAGAAGAAGGUCCACCAGAGCUUUAAUGAGGCUGGAGAGAAACCCGAACAGGUCUCGCGGUCUCUCUGGUUCUGUUCGGACCAGAAYCCAUCUCGGUAAUGAGACUUUUAUAACUUAUUAGAGCCGUUUUUGUGUUCGAACCAGCUUUGAGUUGCUGRUCCCUCAAUGGAAAGAUGACCUGAAACCGAUGAGCAGCGUUCACUUCAGAUCGGUGUCCGGGAGCUGAAGGACUCGGCGCAUCCCGGAGGUGGGGUGGGGGGGUCUCUGAGCGGGAUGGUGCACCUCCUGAGCUGCCUGCUGCUGGGAUACCUGACCUGGAACCUGCGGAUAUCGGACGCUCAGGGAGAGUACUGCCAYGGCUGGCUGGACUCGAAUGGGAACUAUCACGAGGGCUUCCAGUGUCCGGAGGACUUCGACACCGCGGACGCGGCGGUGUGCUGCGGCUCGUGCGCGCUGCGCUACUGCUGCGCGGCGGCGGACGCGCGGCUGGACCAGGGCGUCUGCACCAACGACAGGGAGGUGGACAACACCGAGUAUGCAGCGCAGCCGGUCUACGUCCCCUUCCUGAUGGUGGGCAGCAUCUUCGUGGCCUUCGUGGUGGUGGGCUCUCUGGUGGCGGUUUACUGCUGCACCUGCCUGCGGCCCAAGCAGCCCACCCAGCAGCCCAUCCGCUUCUCGCUGCGCAGCUGCCAGGGCGAGACCAUCCCCAUGAUCCUGACCACGGCGCCGCCCAGCCUGCGCGCCCCGUCCCGCCAGUCCAGCACGGCCACCACCAGCUCCAGCUCGGCCGGCGGGGGCAGCUCCACCAGGAGGUUUUCUCUGGGGGGUCAGCAGCAGCAGCAGCAGCAGCAGCAGCAGCACGGCUGCUUAAUCUCUGCCACCGUCUCGUCCUCGGCUUCCACGCCCACACAGAGCCCACAGACUCUCCCUCCGCCGCCGCCUCCACCGUACGCCUCCCCGCCGGGAGGCCUCCAGCACCCGCAGCUUCAGCUGCACCAGCCCUCCCACCCCGCCCAGAGCGCCGCUUUCCUGCUGCCCCAGCAGUUCUUCUUCCCCCUGCAGCCCGACGCUUUCACAGCGGCGAAGGGCUUUGCUGACUUUGGACAGAGCUGACAGGGCUUCCAGCAGGACGCCGUGGGAGCUUCCCAACAACAGGCCUGUCGGGGGGAGGGGGGGCAUUUAGAAACUUCAUGCACUUUUAUAUUAACAGAAAUUUGGAUGGAAGCUCACAGACUAAAAUCUUGACUCGCUUAAAAAAAAAGAAAAACAGAUGAGUGUCCUGAGCUUUUCUGAUCAGAGGUUUAUUAGACGGUGAAAACCUGGUUUUCACAUCAAAAAGGACAUCUUUUUUUAACAAAAGGUACUUUUUCAAUUAGAGGAAAUGUGAACUUUUGUAAAAAGUACAGCUUGUUUUGAGUUAAAUCCGAGUAUUGAUCCCCUAAUUCAAAUAAAAGUUGUCUCUUGUAACCUGUGUGGACUGAUCCAAAAGUGCAUCUCAUCAUCAUCAUCACUGAAACAGAAAGGAACCAGGAGUGGCGGGUUCAUCGCUGCAGCCUGCUACCUGUUGGUUUUUUCCUGCGCCAGACUUCCCAGCAGGAAUGCGGCGCUGAGAUCAGUCAUUGUCGGUGUUCAACGAGCAUGGCGUGGUCACAGUGUUCAAAACAACUCCCUGCAGAAAACGCAGGUUUAGAUUGCAGCGGCAGGUAACAGGAAAAAAAAAAAAAAGAAAAAAAGCUCAACAAAGGCAGCUCUGUGUCCCGGUUUACCUGACUGUGAAAUGGAUCUGGCAAUCGUUCGGUCCGAGGAUGUUUCCCGCCACGUUCGGAGAUUGUUUUUUGCUUUUAUCACAAAACACGGCAGAGGCCGUGACAGACGCCAGCUCGAACUUUCAGCAACACAUUCCACAUCUGGUUCAUAAAAAGACAACACGAGUGGUGAACAUGUUUCUAUAACUUUAUCAGUCGUUUUGGAAAGAUAAAACACGUCUUUGCCCGGCUUUAAGUUAUCCUCACAGUAGGACCCUGAUUAUCAUUUCUCCUUCGCUUUGUUUUAGCUUUAAAUUGAUGCAAGUUUUUUUCAAAUGUGCUUUUUAAAACUUCUAAGAAAACCACAAAACCUUUGUUUACACCGAUGAUGAGAUCAAGAACACAUCCCAGUUGUAAUUCCCAACAUUUUCAUGUAAUCGAACCCUCUGGUGAGCAUUUGUGGUCAUCUUUUCAGCACAGUCCUGGGAAACAAUGUAUUCACCGCCAUGGUGAAGAAUAACCACACUCGUUUAUCCAAAUUAUGUCAAAAGCAGAAGCAGGAAGGGAAAAGUUGGAUUCUGUGUCUUUUUGUUGUGGGUCAGCUUGAAGUUUCUCAGGAAGUCAUGGGACAGUCAAACCCUGUAAACAGCAAUUAUUUAUCCAGUGACCCUUUUUAUUAAACCAACGUGGGCUUGUUUGACUCAACUGUAAUCAGAUACAGCAAAUGUUGGAAAAGCGGCCGCUCAUCAAGUGUCGAGGCAAUAAAUCAUUUCUGAAGCCACCGCCUGAGACCACUCAUCACCGGGAUCGAAAUUUUAAGAUCAACCGCUUUAAAAAUUAUUUAACCUUUUUCUUUGUAUAAAAGCAACUCAAAGUUA
Messenger RNA from Austrofundulus limnaeus, 2667 nucleotides. RefSeq names its product shisa family member 3 (gene shisa3). Lineage: Eukaryota; Metazoa; Chordata; Actinopteri; Cyprinodontiformes; Rivulidae. Bases 318 to 1157 code for a protein of 279 amino acids. The record is from RefSeq and is a predicted model, not a curated record. The transcript is spliced from 2 exons.